ACUGAUCUUGUGAUUUUUUUGACGUUUAGUCUGUUUUGUACUGAAACGAUCUGGCAGUGGAAAAGAGUAACUGAAGGGAAAUCUCUGGGCUACACACAACAUUACAGUAGUUCGGAUCAUCAACAAUAUCCUUAUUACAACUGCAUGACUACAGAACAGUUGAGGAAUAGAGAAGAUUCCAUUUUAGUGUUACAGAUGUGCAUAGCAUUGUUGUGUCAUGUCCCUUCUGCAGCAAUGCACAUGUGCCAGUUCGAAAAGCAAGGAGUCGCCUACAUCUGUGCCUUAUAGUCGCAAACACACAAACACAUCUGAGAAUUAUCAGAAAGAUGGAUUGAGUCAGGGCAGCCCAGAGGACCAUCGAAUACAUUCCACAAUGACGUCAGCGGGCAAUUUUGCACCUGAUACAAAACAUUACGAGCUUUACACAGUUAUAGGGCGCGGGUGUAAUGAUGCAGCUGGCAUCAUUCUUACCAAGCAUAUGCCGUCCGGCAAACACAUUGCCGUCAAAAAAACAAACCUUGAGUCCUGUGACAUGGACUUCUCAAUUCUCCAGAAUGAGGUGAUAUUGUGCCGACAGCUACAAAAUGAGAAAAUCCUGCCAAUCUUGACCACCUUCAUACACAACCAUGAGCUUUGGACAGUGAUGCCUCUAAUGGCUUAUGGUUCCUGUAAAGACCUCAUCCAUGCUUAUUUUACCAAUGGUCUGCCAGAACAAGCAUCCUCCUAUAUCCUCAGGGACACACUGCUAGCCCUGGAGUACCUCCACUCCAAAGGUAUCAUACACAGGAGUGUGAGAGCCAGUCACAUUUUGGUAGCAGCCUCAGGUAAUGUUUGUCUGUCAGGUCUCAGGGAUGCCCACAGUAUGAUACAGCGAGGUCAGAAACUGAGAAUCGUUCAUGACUACCCCAAGCAUUGUGUUCGCUCCUUACAGUGGCUUAGCCCUGAAAUACUAGAACAGAACUUGACGGGAUAUGACUGUUUGUCUGAUAUCUACAGUGUUGGAAUUACGGCUUGUGAAUUGGCUAAUGGCUACGCACCUUUCACAGACAUGCCAGUCACACAGAUGUUACUAGAGAAAGUUAAUGGUACCAAGCCCGUCCUUGCAGACAGCACCACUAUAGCAGAACUUGUAGGUCAUGAUUCAGGAAUCGACAGUGAGGCAACAAACAGUCGAGAGAUCACAGACCUUGCAAAUGCACGCAAGUUUUCCAACCAUUUCCAUAACUUUGUUGAACUCUGUUUGGAGAAAAGUCUAGAAACAAGGCCAAAUGCAUCCACAUUGUUAGGUCAUUCAUUCUUUAAACAUUUGAAGAAAAGGACAUCCGAGAUGCUGCCUUCACUGCUUCAUCCUCUGUCUCCACUCACAGAUAUCAGCAAAAUACCCAAAGCUGAGGGAGAAGAUAUAGAUGACAUGGCUGAAGAAAUCAAUAACAUGUCCGUGGAUGAGGGCUGGGAAUUCUAGAGAUGUGUA
This is a messenger RNA of Ylistrum balloti, 1471 nucleotides long. Its product is annotated as STE20-related kinase adapter protein alpha-like. Gene Ontology annotation, biological process: protein phosphorylation. Gene Ontology annotation, molecular function: protein kinase activity; protein serine/threonine kinase activator activity; ATP binding. The record is from RefSeq and is a predicted model, not a curated record. The transcript has 13 exons. The coding region runs from base 218 to 1462 and encodes 414 amino acids. Lineage: Eukaryota; Metazoa; Mollusca; Bivalvia; Pectinida; Pectinidae.